CCCGUGUCUGUAUGACAACCACCACCAUCCACUGCCGUCGUGUUAAAGAUUACGAUGAGCGACCACCUGCUUGUUGAACGGGACGGUGCUUUCGUGGCGAACAUGUCCGCGAUCGACAGUCGCCUGUUGAGCAUUACCACCGGCACGGUGGAGAUUGAAGGCGGUCGAUUUCAACACUACGAGAGCGACCGUCAUAGCAUUGAACACGACGGCGGGGUCGGGGGGUGCCACCUCGGUCGUGUUCGACACGAUGACAGCGACCGUCAUCGUGGUGAACACGACGACGGGGUCGUGUUCAGCACGUGGUGCACAUGCCCGCGCUUGACCAUCAUCGUCUUGAACACGACCUGCGUUCGUGUUCGACACGAGGACAGUGACCGUUAUAGCUUGAACACGACAGCGGGGUCGGGUGGUGCCACCGCGGUUGUGUUCGACACGAUGACAGCGACCGUCAUCGGUUUGAACACGACGGUGGGGUCGUACGCCGCUCCCGUGUUCUGUUUGCCUGCUGUUGGAUACGCCGUCCCUUUCCUGUGUUCUGUUUGCCAGCACAAUCGAGUCGAACUGCCGCGCUGGCCCGCCAUGUUCGAGUCGAACUCGAUCGAGUCGACCUCCACCGAGUCCACCUUCAUCGAGUCGAACACGAUCGAGUCGAACACGAUCGAGUGGAACACGAUCGAGUCGAAUACGAUCGAGUCGAACACGAUCGAGUCGAACACGAUCGAGUGGAACACGAUCGAGUCGAACACGAUGGAAUUGAACAAGAUCGCAUGGACCCAAGAUCGGAUCGAACACGAUCGCCUGGACUCACUAUCGCCUGCACUCACGUUCGAGUCGAACACGAUCGCCUGGACUCGCGAUCGAGUCGAACACGAUCGCCAGGACUCACGAUCGACUCGAACACGAUCGAGUCGAANCGAUCGAGUCGAACACGAUCGCCAGGACUCACGAUCGACUCGAACACGAUCGUCUGGACUCACGAUCGAGUCGAACACGAUCGCCUGGACUCACGAUCGACUCGAACACGAUCGCUUGGACUCACGAUUGCCUGGAGUCAGGUUUGAGUCGGAAACGACCGUGUUGAAUACGACACGCACACGAGCGCCUGGACUUACGGUCGAGUUCAAGCGAGCUCAGCAACCGCAAUCGAGGCCUUCGUUCACGAUCCGCGAUAUGCCGCCUGAUCCGAAAGCUGGGCAGAUCGGAGAGAAGGGUCCGUGCCGCGGACUAGUCGUACCGUCAGCCCCUAUGAAAACCAGGCCAACGACGACCAAAGCACCAGCUGCCUUGGGCAGCCGAUCGCGCUAUGAUGUGGCCACCAAGGGACAUCUCCCCUUGGGAGGCCAGCAACACUAUGACUACACUGUGCCAAGCCGCGCAGAGGAAGCACAUGAGUAUUUUGAAGAUGAGGAUGAAGAGAACAACGACGAAUAUUCGGAACGAGCAGGAGGACAGAAACAGUAUGCUGCGGGCGGCGGCGGCAUGAUGAGGAAUCCAGGAGAGACAAGUAAAGUGGUUGGACAAGAUGAAGACAGUGAGCACACUAUGAGCGAAUUAGGUGGGGAGGUUGGUCAAGCAGGAGGAUAUGGGCGCAACUACGAAGGAUGUGAGGGGGAUGCGCACGCGACAGUGGCUGUGGCUAGGCAUACAGAUGCUGCAGGGCGCGCUGAGCGAAAGAGGAAGCACAAGCGGGGAAGGAAAAGUCUUAUGGAUAGUAAACGGAGUAGGCCAGAAGCGGGUGAAAAAAAACAAUUGAAAAUAAUGCCCGUGGAUGAGGCGGUCCAGCGAACACGGGAGACUGAGGCAGCCGCGAAGAAAAAACAGCAGCCAAAGAAAAGAAAGGCAAAAGGUGGUGUCAUGGAAAAGACUUCUGUUUUUCCAGCGGAACAACCGCAAUCAGAUGAAGAGGCCAAAGGAAAGACAGUUACUAGGCCUCCAAGCUUGAGAAACGUGUCAUCAGUGACUUCUUCUGGUGUUCUCAACAAAGACUUCUUCCUUGAGUUGGACGAGCGUGGGAACCAAUGUCCAGACAUGAAAUUUAUUUCUGUCCAGUUCGACCGAAUUCUAGAUAUCCCCGACGGGGAAUUCAGAUACAAUCAACGCUAUCUUGUGCAGCAGACAGUUGACGACAUUUAUGACGCAAUGGUUGUAUCGGGUGAGGCUGCUAUGCGAGAGAGAAUGACUGGAGCUGCCGGUGUGAAUGUUUGUACAUUGUAUGAGAAGCCUGUCCUUUUGUUGGUUGUCCUCCAUGAUACAUUGCAUAUUGACGCUUCAGGGAGGAUUGUGAGAGCAAGAAGGGUGUUGCCCGAUGAUUUCGACCUCGAAUCUGUGAACAAGUACUACUACGACCCUCUCAGCGGUCAGCAUAACGUGGCAACGGCAAGAAGGUGUUUUGUUGAACGCCCUGACAUCGCACAAGAGCUCCGAUUGGAUCGCUGGACUGCGAGACCUGUUUAUUAUCCAGAUAAGAGCAUGGACAAUUACGGCAUGCUGAGCACUUUCCAGAACGCCAAGGACAAAUGGAAUACCCCACCGCACCAGAUCGUGGUUAUCCAGAACAUACGGAAGUUGUGGCACAAGUCGAACUGUCCUGAAGCUAAAGGCGGCUCAACGGCAGAAGUGAAAAAUGCAGAGUAUAGAAAGUUUGCAGGAGAGGCUCUUCAUUUGACCGGGAUUCGUAAUUUGAUUGACAUGUCCCUUACUACUCAAUGAAGCGGUCAAUGGUCUGAUGACCUCGGGCCCUACAUGUUGUUGGCAAGGGCGACAGAUGACGUUUUCGAAAAGGUGAAACAAGUGUA
Molecule: messenger RNA, 2798 nt
Organism: Chara braunii
Lineage: Eukaryota; Viridiplantae; Streptophyta; Charophyceae; Charales; Characeae
Source: the annotation of a GenBank genome assembly